Molecule: messenger RNA, 3590 nt
Organism: Owenia fusiformis
Lineage: Eukaryota; Metazoa; Annelida; Polychaeta; Sabellida; Oweniidae
Source: the annotation of a GenBank genome assembly
CCAAAAAUGGACGAGCCGAAAAUCUGAAAAACUGGUUUUCAUAUUUUUGUUUUUAGCACGUCCUAUCUGACGGCGAUUUAAUUUAUCCAACCACCUCAUUUUAUAUAUGUUCAGUUACUCGUAUGAGCUCAAACGACAACCAGAGUGAGGAGAGAGAGGAAGGAGCACAAGCUGCAAAUACUGACCUAUCAUCCUCUCAGGCGCCCUCAGGAAAACCUCAAUCCCAGAACUCUGAAACCAUGAAAAGAGCAGCAGCUAAACAACUCAUCGAGAAGUAUUUCUUCCAACUGACGGAGGGCUGUGGAGAUACGUCAUGCUCCAAUAAAUACUGUGCCUCCAGUGGUCAGUUUUACAUGAAGGACCUAACGAGGAAUCAGGCUGGUGUGCAAGCAAUACAGCUGUUUAAAGAAAAAGCUCCAAUAUGUGAGGACACUCCCACAAAGAUUGCAAAAGUCCCAGAGAAAUUGUCACCAGAUGCCUCCACUGACUCACCUUCCACUUCAGGGGCCUCUAGCUCUACCAAAGCACCACCUAUUGAGAGUGCUCAUAAAAAUAAAAAGACCCCUUCUCCACCAGCCAAGAAGGAAACUCCAUACUUGACAGAAGCGAAAGUUGCAGCCAUCAUAGAGGAAUGUAAAGCCACCAAAAACUGGUCUCAACUCAUACGUAUUAUUGGGAGCGUCUUCAAUAACCAGGAGUCGCUAGAGCUCAGUUUCCAGAUCCAACCAAGUAAAGAAGAAAUGAACGCACAACUUGAAGAUGAAGACAAAGAUAAGGACGAAUCAGAAGAACAAACAGAUUGUAGUGACCAAUCAGAACCUUGCACUGGAAAAUCAAAUAUUCCAAAAUCUGACACGGCUAAUUUGAACUCAGAGACAUCAGAUGUGUUAAAAUCGGAAUCAGGCAAGUCUGUAUUGAGUGAAAGUGAAGCCGUAAAGAACAAUCCAUCUGGUGAUUCUGAUGAUGACUUAGCAGGUGUAAAAGUGAGGGAAAAUGUAGACACUUCUGCCAACACUACCAAAACUAAAGCUGUAGUUGAAGAUAAUAGCACUACAGUGGAUAUUGAAGCAGUUAGAAGAACGUUCAAAGAACUAUUUAGCCUGCCUGAGUUACCAUUUCAGCCUUCAUUGAUCAACGCUUUAAUAUAUCUACCACGUGGUGGUAUGCAGAUGGACAUUCAAUAUCACAAUGCUUAUGAACGGAAUCCAAAAAUUCUCAAUAUAUUCUUGAUUUUGAUGGAAAUCCCCUGUUUGCAUAGUCCAGAAUUUAUCGAAGAAGCCUUUCCCACAUUGUGUAAAACCAUAGGACUGUUACCUGUAGCCGGACAGGCCCAUUUAGCUCGCAUAUGGUCAAAGUACCCUGUAGACAAACUGAGAUCCUUUUUGGAAUCAUUACAGCAGCUUAUUACAGUCAAAGUGAUAACAGGACAAUGGAGCAGCAUGAAUAUUGUGAAUGACUGUGAAGCUAUCACAUCUGCCGUAAAAGUUUUGAAAAUUCUUUACUAUGCUUGUAUAUACGGCGGGAAAAUGGACACCCCCGUUGUCUUAGAACGCGAAAAAUCAGCAGCAGCUGCGAUGGAAGAAAGCAUACAUGAUUAUCUUCAAGGGGCUGUGGGGCGAGACAAGGAACAAACAACACCAAAGGAAGAUGUAUUAGGGAAAGAGCUUGGCGUCAAUGUCCUUGAUUGCCGGGAACCAUUAAUACCAUAUAUGGAAUUUGUAAACGAGGCUUUAAAUUCAGACUCUAUAGAAAUGGAUAAGGAUUAUCCUUACUACAAGAACAAUAAAUUUAGUUUCAUGAACCAUUCGUUUAUAUUGACAACUGCUACUAAAAACUUGGGCAUGUAUUUUGACAAUAGGAUUCGAAUGAUUAACGAAAGAAGGACAUCCAUGUUACAAAGUUUGGUCCACGGAGGCCCCAGUAUGCCAUAUCUGAGGAUACGGAUACGCAGGGACCACAUUAUAGACGACGCUUUAGUCGGGCUUGAAAUGGCUGCAAUGGACAACCCAGUUGACUUAAAGAAACAACUCUAUGUUGAAUUUGAGGGUGAACAAGGUAUUGAUGAGGGAGGAGUGCAGAAGGAGUUCUUCCAACUUGUUGUAGAAGCCAUCUUUAAUCCAGAUAUAGGUAUGUUCACAUAUGAUGAAGAAACCAGGAACUUCUGGUUCAAUUCAACCUCAUUUGAAAAUGAUGGCCAGUUUACUCUCAUCGGAAUUGUGCUUGGUUUGGCCAUCUAUAACAAUGUGAUACUAGAUAUUCACUUCCCUGCUGUUGUCUACAGGAAGCUGUUGGGCAAACUUGGCACAUUUGAGGAUCUAUCUGAUUCACACCCUACACUUGCCAAAAGUCUCCGAGAUCUCUUAGAGUUUGAAGGUGAUAUAGAAGAAACAUAUAUGUACAAUUUCCGUAUUGGUUACAAAGAUGUAUUUGGUCAGGACCUCACACAUGACUUAAAAGAACAUGGGGAUGAGAUACCAGUCACACAUAAAAACAAACAGGAAUUUGUGAACCUGUAUGCAGAUUUCCUGUUGAAUAUAUCAUGUGAGAAACAGUUCCGUGCAUUCAAGCGUGGCUUUCACAUGGUCACAGAUGAGAGUCCUUUGAAACUUCUUUUCCGACCAGAGGAAGUUGAGUUAUUAGUCUGUGGUAGUACGAAUCUUGACUUCAAUGCCCUUGAGGAAGCUGCAGAAUAUGACGGGGGCUUUGAUGCCACUUCUGGAACUGUCAAACAUUUCUGGGAGGUUGUUCAGGGGAUGUGUGAUGACCAAAAGAGAUUGCUAUUACAAUUCACAACUGGAUCUGAUAGAGUGCCCAUUGGAGGUCUUGCCAAAUUGAAGCUGAUCAUCGCCCGCAAUGGACCGGAUUCUGAAAGGCUCCCCACUGCCCAUACAUGCUUCAAUGUGCUUCUGUUACCCGACUACAACAAUAAGGAGAAACUGAAAGAACGCCUGCUGAAAGCCAUCACACACGCUAAAGGAUUCGGAAUGCUUUAGACUAUAAAUUUUGAUCGAUUACAUCUAAAUGUUGACACUUGUGGAAGAAUAAUAAUUUUGGACAAAUGAUAAUUUCAGUCGACUGUAAAAUAUUGAUUUGUAAUGGCCCUGAACAUGAAUAGUAAAUCAACAUUUUAAUAUAAAGGUUGUUUUUUGAAAUUAACUUGUUUUUCCAAAACAUAAGACACCAUCAGUCAAGGGAUAUUCUUUCAGGAAUGUGAAACAUUGAAUUUAAAUUACCAGGCCUAUGUAAUAAAGUUAUAAAUUAAACAGGUGUAUAAAAAUAUUAAAACUCAAUGCAAAAAUAAGUCAAAACCUUUUGUUUUGGGGAAUAAAACACUAAAAAUAUUCCCAUUUACAAUCUAGUAAAUCAGUGUUUUAGGGUUUAUGUAAAAGUGAGUGUAAAAUUAUAGGAAAACUUCAGCUUUGUUUAACGUGGAAUAGACAGUAGCUGAGGGUCUCUUUAAUACAGUAAAACAAAAACUUAAGGGUCCCACUAAAUAUCCUUGUUCAAUUGUUUUAUUGAUACUGUAUUUCUAGUGCAAAUCAAAUUGGGGAUAAAUACAUAUGGCUGCAAAUGUCUUUCAUGAUAUAAUA